CCAGUUUUGGCUGGCGAUGGCGACCGAGACAGGCGUGGACGACGCGACGUCGACGUACGCGGACCUCUCGACCCGAAGCCUCUUCUCGUGCGGCCUCGAGGUGCUGCGCACGAGCUGCGCCGAGGCCAAGGCGGCCAAGACCCGGGCCUUUGCCGCUGCGUGGAAGGCGGGCACGAUCUCGGCCACGUCGCUGCCCGACGACGACCUCGCUGCUGUGCCCGAGUCGCCGGCGCGCCCCGACUAUGUGAGAAUCGCAUCCAAGAACGACAAGAUGAAGCAGGGUAACCGCAAGGCCUUUGCCCACAGCGUGGCCCACGCUGAAAGCUACGCGAUCGAUCUCAUGUGGGACAUGGUCUGUCGCUUCGGACCGUCCAACGACAUGCCCAAGGCGUUCUUUGACGACUUUGUGCGCAUCGCCGACGAAGAGGCGCAGCACUACCGCAGCUGGGCCGGUCGUCUCAAGGAUUUCGACUCGUUCUACGGCGACCUGCCCGGCCACGACGGGCUCUGGGACAGCGCGCGCGAGACGUCGUCCGACAUGCUCUCGCGGCUUGCGCUUGUGCACCUUGUGCACGAGGCGCGGGGCUUGGACACGUACCCGAUGGCCGUCGCGCGCUUCACCAAGAGCAACGACUUGACGACGCUGACGUUCAUGGAGAAAAACCAUAAAGAGGAAGUCACGCACGUCGCGGCGGGGCUGCGCUGGUUCCAGUACCUCUGUGAGAAGCAAGGUGGAUUGGACCCGAUCCCGACCUUCCACGGCCUUGUCCGCGCCCACUACGUCGGUGUGCUCAAGCCUCCGUUCAACACGGCGGCGCGCGACCGUGCGCUCAUGACCGAGGCAUGGUACAUGCCGCUGACCGAGCCGGCGUAAACAUGGCACUGCCUUGAAAGUCGACAGAAUAGAGUUGCAGCUUAUUCUAGAGCUUUCGAAGGGUCAAGCACGCUUGAGCCCGCUCGU
Saprolegnia diclina VS20 is the source of this 961-nucleotide messenger RNA. RefSeq lists its product as hypothetical. NCBI's taxonomy places the organism in Eukaryota, Oomycota, Saprolegniomycetes, Saprolegniales, Saprolegniaceae. The transcript is spliced from 3 exons. The record is from RefSeq and is a predicted model, not a curated record. The coding region runs from base 17 to 874 and encodes 285 amino acids.